Molecule: messenger RNA, 1272 nt
Organism: Mytilus californianus (California mussel)
Lineage: Eukaryota; Metazoa; Mollusca; Bivalvia; Mytilida; Mytilidae
Product: nuclear transport factor 2-like
Exons: 4
Coding region: 48-446 (132 amino acids)
Biological process (GO): protein import into nucleus
Cellular component (GO): nuclear pore central transport channel
Source: RefSeq, a predicted model, not a curated record
UUUAUCAUGCUCAGCUAGACGGCGCCAUCUACUGGAGCAGCAUCGGCAUGGCUUACAACCCUCAAUUUAACGAUAUAGGAACACAGUUCGUUCAAGCAUAUUAUCAGGCAUAUGAAGCAGCAGCUAAUCCCGAGGAUAGAGCUGUGAAAUUAGCCGGAUUUUACCAUGACAGUUGUUUUUUUACAUUUGAAGAUUUUGCAGCACAAGGCAAAGAAGCUAUACUUAAUAAAAUAAAGAGUUUACCAAUUACAAAAAUAGCACAUAAUGUAACAAAGUGUGAUUGUCAGCCGAUGGCUGAUGGGGGUGUUAUAGUAGUGAUUAUAGGUCAACUUAAGACAGAUGAUGAUCAACCCAUGCCCUAUGCUCAUACAUUUAUUUUGAAAAAUGAAACAAAUUCCUUUUUUAUAGCACAUGAAUUUUUCCGACUGUGUGUUCAUAACUUUUAAUGAAUGACGUUCUGUAGACAAUGUAUGAUUGUCAUUACCCAGGAUUGUGAUUGAAGAGCGGAUACAGAUAAAGAUUUAUUCCACAUUAUAGGCAAGCCUUUGAAGGAUUUUUGGUGCACCUUUACUAAUCUGCAGUAUUUGCAUAAAUGUAUUUGUUUUUGUUGAUCAUUUUACGUAAUAAUGGUAAUGUAAAUGUAAUGCAAAUUGCAUAAAAAAUAUAAUAAUUCUAUCAAUUUAGUAAAAAAAAAUCAUGUAUGGUUUAUGAAGAAUUAUAUAGUUGAUUCAUUUUCAGUCAAUUGGAAAAUGAAAUUGCUUUUGUAUCCUGCAUGCUAUAAAAGUGUCUUUAUUUUUUCACUGUUUAAAACAUUUGUUGGUUGCUUUGCAUAACUUUUUGUCAUGUUUGUCAAAUUGAAACCAGGAUGUUGUGGGAAAUCAUCUCAAUAGUCUCAUACUUGAUGAACAGAUAUGUAUGACCUUUCAAUUAUUAACAACUUAUGUAUGUAGAUAAUUGGUUUUGAUUGCCACCUAACAUUAUUUUUUUUUGAAAACAACAAUGAACUUAUAAAACCAUAUCAGUAGGGUACUAAGUUAUGUUAGACAAAUUAAAAAAAACAUUAUUCUGAUCUGAUUGUAUUUUUAAUUCAAAGUGUGGGUUACUUGGUAAAGUAAAUUAUUACUGGUAUUGUGUGUUUUAUCAAAGAUUAUAUUAAACAAUCAAUGGAAAAAACAUUACAUUGCUGUAAAAACAAGAAAUAUCAUUUGUAGUGUAACAUCAUAUUCAUGUAAUAUUUUUUAUUAUAUUUUUGAAAAAUAUUUUGUAAUGUUC